AUGUUUUAUAACAUUAAUAUGUUCUCUCCUCAGACAUUUCGACCUGCUGCCAUGGUGAUCGAGCGCUCAGCUGACUUCGGGAAAACGUGGCAGCUUUAUCGUUAUUUCGCCUACGACUGUGAGGCCUCCUUCCCCUCUGUUUCCCAGGGACCAAUGCAGAAGGUCGAUGACGUCAUCUGUGACUCGCGUUACUCCGACAUCGAGCCAUCCACUGAAGGAGAGGUGAUUUUCAGAGUUUUGAACCCAGUGUUCCGGAUCGAUGAUCCCUACAGCCCCAGAAUCCAGAACAUGUUGAAGAUCACCAACCUGCGGGUGAAGUUCACCAGACUGCACACUCUCGGCGAUAACUUGCUGGACUCUCGUAUGGAGAUUAAAGAGAAGUAUUACUACGCCAUCUUUGACAUGGUGGUCCGAGGGAACUGCUUCUGCUAUGGACACGCCUCUGAGUGUGCCCCCAUCCACCAAGCCGGCCAGAGCACUGAGGGCAUGGUUCACGGUCAUUGCAUGUGUAACCACAACACUAAAGGUCUGAACUGUGAGAAGUGUCACGAGUUCUACCAACUUGCGUGGAGACCUGAGGGCCGCGACACCAACGCCUGCCAGAAGUGUAACUGUAACCAGCACUCGUCCUCGUGUCACUUCGACAUGACCGUGUUCGUGGCUUCGGGGAACACCAGCGGAGGAGUCUGUGACGGCUGCCGGCACCACACGGCCGGACCCCGCUGUGAGCGCUGCCGCCCGGCCUACUACCAGCACCCCGAGAGGGACGCCAGAGACCCCGAGGUCUGCCAACCCUGUGACUGCGAGGCCCGGGGCUCCCUGAGCGGGGGGGCCUGUGACUGGACCACGGACCUGAGCACCGGCCUGGUGGCCGGGCAGUGCCGCUGCAAGGAGAACGUGGAGGGGGAGCGGUGUGACCGCUGCAGGCCGGGGCACCACGGCAUGGGGGAGGGGCCAGAGGGCUGCAAGGGUACCACACACACACACACGAUACACUACAACCACAUACACACGAUUCACAGCACUACACACACACGAUACACAACACUACACACACACAUCACUAUACACAAUACACAACACAUAACACAUACACACUUCGUGUUUCUUAGCCAGUGGGAACACUUCCUGGAGGAAAUCCCUGCGACAGUGAAACGGGAAGCUGCUUCUGUAAACGUCUGGAUCCCAGAAGGUGCAGAGUCGGGUAGUUGUUGGUCAGCUGGUGGUCAAAGUGAAGGAGGUGGACCCCAAAGUGCUAACCACGAGGUCAACCACGAGGUCAACCACAAGGUCAUCCACAAGGUCAACCACGAGGUCAUCCACAAGGUCAACCGCAAGGUCAACCACGAGGUCAACCACAAGGUCAACCACGAGGUCAACCACGAGGUCAACCACAAGGUCAUCCACAAGGUCAACCACAAGGUCAACCACGAGGUCAUCCACAAGGUCAACCGCAAGGUCAACCACGAGGUCAACCACAAGGUCAACCACAAGAUCAACCACGAGGUCAACCACAAGGUCAACCACAAGGUCAUCCACAAGGUCAUCCACGAGGUCAACCACGAGGUCAUCCACAAGGUCAACCACGAGGUCAACCACGAGGUCAUCCACAAGGUCAACCGCAAGGUCAACCACAAGGUCAACCACGAAGUCAACCACGAGGUCAACCACAAGGUCAACCACGAGGUCAUCCACGAGGUCAACCACGAGGUCAUCCACAAGGUCAACCACGAAGUCAUCCACAAGGUCAUCCACGAGGUCAACCACAAGGUCAACCACGAGGUCAACCACGAGGUCAACCACGAGGUCAACCACGAGGUCAACCACAAGAUCAACCACGAGGUCAACCACAAGGUCAACCACAAGGUUAAUUAG
Pseudoliparis swirei is the source of this 1875-nucleotide messenger RNA. Its product is annotated as laminin subunit beta-1-like. NCBI's taxonomy places the organism in Eukaryota, Metazoa, Chordata, Actinopteri, Perciformes, Liparidae. Gene Ontology annotation, molecular function: integrin binding; extracellular matrix structural constituent. Gene Ontology annotation, biological process: cell migration; basement membrane assembly; substrate adhesion-dependent cell spreading. The record is from RefSeq and is a predicted model, not a curated record. Gene Ontology annotation, cellular component: laminin trimer.